Momordica charantia (bitter melon) is the source of this 1903-nucleotide messenger RNA. Its product is annotated as serine/threonine-protein kinase PBL35. The record is from RefSeq and is a predicted model, not a curated record. Gene Ontology annotation, molecular function: ATP binding; protein kinase activity. Lineage: Eukaryota; Viridiplantae; Streptophyta; Magnoliopsida; Cucurbitales; Cucurbitaceae. Gene Ontology annotation, biological process: protein phosphorylation.
UCCCCCAUUUUUCUCUGUCUCCACUUUCGCCAUAGCCACUCUCCAUGAGAGGAGCUUCCUCUAAGGAAGAGAUCAGAGGCACGGCCAUGGACGAAAACUGCGGCUGCUGGAGCGUCCUUAAACGCAGCGUUUCAGAUGCCAAAUCCUCUGCUUCUUCCAAACACUCCAUUCCUCGCGCUACCUUAGUAUACGAUGCAGCUACCGAAACGCGGUACCUAAACGCCAGCAACCGAGAUUUUUGCGCCCCGGCCGAAGCUCGGCUAUCCUUCGACGGUGCUCCGCCGCUGCCGUUGGAGGACAGAGGUAAACGGCAGCUUCUAAAAUUUUCAUUUCAGGAGCUAAGAUCAGCGACCGGAAAUUUCCGACCGGACAGCAUUCUCGGAGAAGGAGGGUUCGGGUUCGUUUUCAAAGGAUGGAUAGAAGAGAACGGGACGGGGCCGGCCAAACCUGGAUCCGGAAUCACAGUGGCCGUCAAAAGCUUGAAACCCGAUGGUCUACAAGGGCACAGAGAAUGGGAGGCUGAGGUUAGCUUUCUUGGACAGCUUCACCAUCCCAAUCUUGUUAAGCUUAUUGGAUACUGUAUUGAAGAUGAUCAGAGGCUUCUUGUAUAUGAAUUUAUGACGCGUGGUAGUCUUGAAAACCAUCUUUUCAGAAGGACAAUACCUCUUCCAUGGUCAAAUAGGAUUAAAAUUGCACUUGCCGCAGCCAAAGGCUUGGCCUUCCUCCACAAUGGUCCAGAACCUGUCAUUUAUAGAGAUUUCAAGACAUCAAACAUAUUGCUUGAUACGGAGUACAAUGCCAAGCUUUCGGAUUUUGGUUUGGCAAAGGCUGGGCCUCAGGGAGACAAAACACAUGUUUCCACCAGAGUAGUUGGAACAUAUGGCUAUGCUGCACCAGAGUAUCUAAUGACUGGUCACUUGACAUCGAAGAGUGACGUCUAUAGCUUUGGGGUCGUGCUACUAGAGAUUUUAACGGGGAGGAGAUCAAUGGACAAGAAACGUCCAAGUGGAGAGCAGAACCUAGUGUCAUGGGCCAGGCCAUAUUUAGAUGACAAAAGGAAGCUUUACCAUAUAAUAGACCCUCGCUUGGAGCUCAACUACUCCAUGCAAGCGGUUCAAAAAGUUUCUCGUCUAGCUUCUCACUGCAUCAGUAGAGAUCCAAAAUCUCGCCCCACCAUGGAUGAAGUUGUGAAGGUUCUCGUUCCGCUACAGGACCUUUCUGACCUUGCCAUCCUAACAUAUCAUUCUCGCUUGUCGCAACAAGGUCGACGAAAAAAGAAACCGGAAGGACUUCAUCAGCUAACAUAUACUCAACCGAAAAACAUUAGAACCUCCCCCAUGAAUGUCGGAGUCAUUCAUCGACAUUGAUGAUUGGUCGUAGGCUGCUGUAAGAACUUUGAUUCUUGGAGUUCUUCAGAGCAGAAAGUAGAGGUGGAUGAAGAAAGGUACAUGAAAUUCUUCUUCUUAGAAAGCUAACCAUCAACUUGGAACAUUUGAAUUUCAUUAUAUGGCUGUUUUUCUAUUGUUAUUUUGAUAAAUGAAAUCUUAAGAAAUCAUUAUUUGGCAGCCUCAAGAAUGACAAAGUUGCUCUGAGUUUGAAAUUAUCGGCCAUUCUGCUUCUUGUGACCAUAGGUUUAUAUUUCUGGCUAUCAUCUACAAUCAAUCUCGGGUUCUUCUCAUUUACUAUUUUUUUUUUCUUUGCAAAGUUUUUUCUCAUUUAUUAUGUUACUCUUUUCUCUUCAACUGGAUACCAAAGUUUUGAUGGUUGGGACUACAUCGUUUUGAGGUUGCUACAUUAAUAAACCGUUUGAUGGACAAGCAAAAUUGUUUGCUCCGGUCUAAUAACCAUUGGAUACAAAUUUGAGAUACAUAUCGUGAUCUCUCGCUCAUUUUUUUGACUUCUA